GAACGUCGAUUCUUUUCUCGAGCGAACCUCGUCAGGCUAGAUCUUCUCCCCGUGUUUUGAUUUGCGCGGGCUCGACAGGUGAUAUCAGGUCCGUGCUAUACAGCGAUGUGCGAUGAGUAUCAGCAUUUACCUUCACAUGCCUUUCCCCUCAUCCAUCACCAUCUUCGUGCAGUUUUUAGCUUGAUAUUCAGGCACUUCCGACCAUGAGAAUUUCUCUCUCGGCUCAGGUACCGGCAUGGGCCCAGCUUCGCCGUCCAAUCGCCGACCGUCCACUCGCUGAACAGAUGACGAUUGAUCUCUCGCACACCGUGAACCCCGACCAGGCCACUUCCCUCGGGUUUGGACUCGAGGGUAUCUUCUACGGGAUUCAUAUCGUGUUCUUCAGCGCUGCUGUAGUCCUCUUUGUGUCCCGCCAGACGCUCAAGCAGCCUACCGCACGUCCGAUCCUCGUCGCAACCCUGCUCCUGUUUGCGUUGUGCACGCUGCACUUCGCGCUGAACUUCCAGAACGUUUAUGUCUCGACGAUGGUCAAAGUACGCCCGCAUAUAUCGGCCGAGACGCCACGGCUAGUGGCGGCGGAUACUUCGUUCAUUCUGGCUGAUUUCAUAGGGCAAUUGGUUUUGAUCUACCGCUGCUACCUCAUCUGGGCUUGUAAUGGCUUGAUCAUCUUGCUGCCGACCCUUUUGGCCCUGGCUUCCGUCUCAUGCGGAAUGGCCGUCACUGGAAUCGUCCAGCGAAUCAGCCCGACAGCGGAACAAGUUCCCGCCUCCCUUGUGCCCAUGGGCGACGCCACCUUCUCGCUCUCGAUCAUCUGCAACUUCAUCACCACCGGGCUCAUCGUCGCACGCCUCUGGUGGGUGUCCCGCCGCACGGAGGGUGACACGAGUCGGAAUCUGUCGCCGUCGCAGCGCGCCACCGCGAUCUUCGUCGAGUCGGGACUGCUGUUCUUUGUGACGCAGUUCGUGUUCAUCGUCCUGUUCGCGAUCGCGCAUCCGGCACAAGCGAUCGUCGAGCCCAUCGCCAUUCAAGUUUACGCCAUUUCGCCCUUGCUCAUCCUGAUCCGCAUUGCGCUGGGAAAAUCUUAUGAGAACGCGGCUCUGGAUUCGCAACAGCCGGCAAGCCCUGAUGCUGCAGAUGGCUCGAAAGCUCCGUUUUCCUAUCAGCUUGGCCCGUAUUCAUCGGACCCGUUCGUGUGAUGCAGUUGUAUCUGCGUUAGCACUAGUGAAGAACAGACAUAUGUUAUUGGAAUAUUUCUAUUAACUAAUCCGAGGGCCGAUCUUAGUGUGCGGGAGCCUGGAGGACAGGUCAGCUACUGUAGAUCAAAAUCAUCCUCGUGUGGUGCAGCGCAGUCAGCUAUUCCGAAUGGGCGUAUAAGUCUCGACGUAUUUAUUCAUUCCCCGAAUCGUUCAUUAGCACGUUCACGCAUGUG
Mycena citricolor is the source of this 1429-nucleotide messenger RNA. The record is from the annotation of a GenBank genome assembly. NCBI's taxonomy places the organism in Eukaryota, Fungi, Basidiomycota, Agaricomycetes, Agaricales, Mycenaceae.